Trichoderma reesei QM6a is the source of this 3414-nucleotide messenger RNA. RefSeq lists its product as uncharacterized. Gene Ontology annotation, molecular function: structural constituent of nuclear pore. NCBI's taxonomy places the organism in Eukaryota, Fungi, Ascomycota, Sordariomycetes, Hypocreales, Hypocreaceae. The coding region runs from base 1 to 3414 and encodes 1137 amino acids. The transcript has 2 exons. The record is from RefSeq and is a predicted model, not a curated record. Gene Ontology annotation, cellular component: nuclear pore. Gene Ontology annotation, biological process: protein import into nucleus; poly(A)+ mRNA export from nucleus.
AUGUCUCUUUUCGGGCAGACGACUAGCACGUCGCUCUUUGGCCAGCCUGCCCAGCAACAACAACAGCAGCAGCAGGGCACCACCACACAGACGCCCAGCACGGGAGGCGGACUUUUUGGAGGCGGCGGAGGCCUUUUCGGCGGCGGACAACAGCAGCAGCAGAAGCCUGGGGGCCUCUUUGGACAAACGCAGACCCAGCAGAGCACGCCUCAGACUGGCGGUGGUCUGUUCGGGUCUGCCGCGACGACACAGCCGAGCUCGGGCGGUUUGUUUGGGCAGACGACGGCUCAGAACCAGCAGACUUCCACGACCGGUGGCCUGUUUGGGAACCAGCAGAAUGCCUCACAGCAGCAGAAGCCUUCGCUCUUUGGCGCCUCAACCCUGGGCGGUGGCACCACGGCUGCGAAGCCAUCGCUCUUUGGAGCCACGACGACGACUCCCGCUCCGGCUCAGCAGAGCAGCGCCACGCCUUUCUCCAGCACCCUUCUGGGCGGCGGCGGCGGCGGCGGCGGCGGCCAGACGCUGGCCACUCAAAAUCCCACCAACGCGACGACCUCUGCAGCUCAGCCCGCCGGCGCCUACUUUGACAGCCUCUUUGCAAAGACCAUCAAGGCCGGCGUCGUAAACUCCAACAUGGAGGAUCUCCCGAGUCUGGAGCUGGGUCUGGGCGACUUGCGCCAUCGACUGAGGAAGCUGCAGUCGAAGCAGACCGAGAGGGCCGAGGGAAAGGCUCACUACUUGCUUGCCGCCUCGGGCGUGGAUCCCAGCACUGCAGCCAAGGAUCUCGGCUUGCUCGACCUCCAGGGCGCGCGAACCGAACGACCAACACACGGCUUCGCCCCGGCUGAUGUCGACGUCGAAACAUAUCUGUCGAACCUGCAGACGAAGACGACCCUGAGCAUGAUCCAAGACGGCCUCGAGCGGUCACUCCGCGAUUUUGACAACUUCCUGGAAGACAAUGUGGCGAUGGAAUGGGACGCGCAGCGGAAGCGCAUCUAUCAGCACUUUGGCAUCAAGCCUCGCGAGACGUCGACCACAGCGGGUCGGGAGGCUCAGGGCGGAUUUGGACGGUCGCGGCGAAAGUCGCAAGCAAACGUCCCCCGUGACUCUCGCAGCAGCGCAUUCGGCAGUUCGACUUUCCAACGCUCCGUUAUUGGAGCCCCGUCCAGAAUCGGAGCUCAUCAGCCAGAGUUUUCCGAUGUCGACCGGUCUGCGGACGGCGCUGGCAAGUCUAGGAACGAGGACCAGGCCCUUCGCGAACGCCAGUCUAAGCUCGCUGAGAAGGUCCGCAGCCUCAACUCUUCGCGUCUGCUUGGUCGGCCGUAUCCCCUGUUGGCAGAGCUGGCCGAGGUUGAGCAGAAAUCUCACGAGCCCCACGCGCCUCACGUCGUGGAGGCUUACCGGGCCAUGAUUGAGAUUGUUGGUGAGGAUGCCGAAGCCGAGACGGGCCUCAGCAGCAAAACGGCCAAGGAACGCCAGUUUGCCGAGAUGUACUUGGACGAGAAUCCCAAUUCCCAGCGUUCAGUCGACAUGAGGAGGCGCAUCCUAAGCGGCGCCAACGCCUUCCUCGAGAAGCAGUUCCUUCGCGAGGUGGAAUCCCUCAUUGCCAAGCACCCUCACGAGGCCAAACUUGGCGGUCUGCCCGACAUUACCAGCAAAAUCAAGGCAUAUAUCCGUCUCCGGUCGGCUCGAAAGGACCUGGUCCCGGAUAACACGGAGCUUCAGCAGAUUCACGGCGAGUACGUGUGGGCUAUCGUCUUCUACCUCCUCCGAUCCGGCCACGUGAACGAGGCGGCCAAGUACGUCAAUGACAACAGCAAUCACUUCCGAGGCAUCGACCGCACAUUUUCUACGUACCUCAACAAUUACGCAGCCAGCGAGGAUCGUAGAAUCACUAACAGGAAGCUGCUUGAUCGCUGCACGAACGAAUACAUCCAGCGGUCCCGCAACGCGCCGGAGAACACAAUCGAUCCCUUCCGCAUGGCCUGCUACAAGGUCAUUGGUCGAAUCGAGCUCAACAACCGCAAUCUGGACGGCCUCAACACGGAUAUCAACGACUGGAUCUGGCUUCAGUUCAACUUGGCCCGAGAGGGCGACAAGGCGCUGGAGAUGGCUGGAGAAUCGUACGGACUGGCGGAUCUACAGGCCAGCAUCAGGGAGAUUGGCCAGAAGCAUUUCCCCAAGUCUCCGUCUGACGAUAACAACGGCAGCUGCGGCAUGUACUUUUACCUCCAGAUCCUGUCGGGCAUGUUCGAGGACGCCAUCGCCUACCUCUACCCCUUUUCGUACGUGGACGCGGUGCACUUUGGCUUGGCUCUCGAGUUUUACGGUCUGCUGCGUCCCAGCGACCCAAUGACUGCCUCCAACGACUUGCGCACACACAGCAUCAAGGGCCUUCCGCAGAUCAACUUUGGUCGCAUGAUUGGGUACUACACCCGCGACUUCCGGGCCGCGGAUGUUGUCUCUGCCGUUGAUUACCUCACGCUGAUCUGCCUCAACGCUGAUCUCGAGGGAGAAGCCGGGGCUCGUCACAGCGGCCUCUGCCACGAGGCAUUGCGGGAGCUGGUGCUGGAGACGCGAGAAUUCAGCAAGCUCAUUGGCGAUAUUAGACCGGAUGGCCGCCGCAUCUUGGGCGUCAUCGAGGGUCGCGGUCCGCUGAUUGGCCUUGAUGGCCAGGAUGACUUUGUCAACACCGUCACCCUGCAGGCCGCCAGCUUUGCCGAUGAGAGCGGUCGGACUACUGACUCGGUGCUGCUGUAUCACCUCGCUGGCGAAUAUGAUGCGGUUGUGGCCAUUGUUAGCCGUGCUCUCAGCGAGGCCAUCUCUCUGGAGAUUGGGGAAGACCCAAUGCGCCUGAUGCCCGUUAAGCCAAGGGCUGGCGCUGGCCAGGAGGCGGAGCAAGGUAGCAGCCUGAGCCUGGCAGCCAUUGACGACCCCGUCGAGUUAGCCAAGACGAUGAUGACCAUGUAUGAGCGGGACGCCAUGUUCUACAGGAAUAUCCAGGACCAGAACAAGGUUGCAUGCCGCGUCCUGCUCGAGAUGAGUGAUAUUAAGAGCUUGGUGGAGGCCAGCCAAUGGGCUCAAUGCCUCGACAAAAUCCGCGGCUUGGACAUUCUGCCCCUCGAAGCAGGCGGCGAUGCCAGCACAAUCCGUGCCUAUGCCUCGAAAUUCUCCAGCCUCUCACAACCAGUGUCUAUUAAUGUGCCCAAUCUGAUCAUGUGGACCAUCAUCAGCUGCGUCAGGCAACGAGAGCAGCUGGUCAACGGGCAGUUUAGCGGCAACGAGGGCACCCGGAAGAUGAUGGUGGAGCAGUUGAAGCAGAUGAUUCUUGACCUGACAACGUACACGAGCCAGCUGCGAUAUCGGUUCCCGCCGCAUCUGCACGAGGCCUUGGCGAGGGCGUCUGCGGAGUGA